CAUAUGUUGUGAGUCUUUAUACACAAACAUGACAAAUUGGGUAGAAAAAAUAAACGAUCGGGUGGCACGAUCAGUAGUUGGAAAGUACUUCCAGUUAGAAUACUCUGGACAUAGAAGAGAAAGAAAAGGAACAAGGUUUUUUACAGAACUUCGUGCUGGUGUGACUAUAUUCUUUGCCAUGGCUUAUAUCAUUUCUGUCAAUGCUUCAAUUAUUUCAGAAAGUGGUGGUACAUGUAUCUGUAACAGCACAGCAGGCGAUCCAACAUGCGACAAUGAUCCAGCCUAUUUGCAGUGUGUUUAUAACUUUAGACUUGACUUAAUUAUCGCAACUUCCAUAUGUGCCAUGAUUUCCAGCGUUUUGAUUGGUAUAUUUGCCAAUUUGCCGCUCGGCAUGGCUCCUGGUAUGGGUUUGAAUGCUUACUUUACAUAUACGAUCGUUGGUUACCAUGGUUCUGGUAAAGUGAGCUACGAGACUGCACUGGCAGCUGUCUUUAUCGAAGGUAUCAUCUUCUUCGUACUCUCUCUCUUUGGUGUUCGACAAUGGUUCGCACGUAUCAUUCCAAUGAGCAUCAAAGUAGCGAUGGGCUGUGGUAUUGGACUUUAUCUCUGCUUCAUUGGUCUUCAAUCUUCUGCAGGUAUUGGCCUUGUCAGAUUAGACUACUCAACCUUAGUCACCCUUGGCGGUUGUCCCUCGGCUGCGUUGGACGAACAUGGCUCUUGCCAGUGGGGUCAUAUGACCUCCGCCACAAUGUAUAUGGGACUUUUGGGCCUUAUUCUCAUGUCACUUUUAAUUAUGUUCCGUGUACGUGGUGCAAUUCUGAUUGGUAUUAUCGCGAUCGCCAUCACUUCCUGGCCGCGUAACAGUCCGAUUACAUAUUUCCCCUAUACGGAGCAAGGCAAUCUGAUGUUUGACUACUUUAAAAAAGUUGUAACAAUCCAUAACCUCCAGAACGUCCUCGGCCGAUUUAACUUUGACCUGACGACCAAAGAUAUCUGGAUUGCACUGAUCACUUUCUUGUAUGUCGAUAUCUUGGACACCACAGGCACCAUGUACUCAAUGGCCCGAUAUGGUGGAUUUACCGACAAGGCCGGCGACUUUGAACACUCAACAUGGGCAUUCUUAGCAGACGCCUGCUCUGUCUCAAUCGGUUCUUGUUUUGGUACGUCUUCUUGCACGGCCUUUGUUGAAUCGGGUGCAGGUAUUGCCGAGGGAGGUCGAACAGGUCUGACGGCGAUCACUGUUGCUUUUGGCUUCUUCAUCUCUAUCUUCUUUUCUCCCAUCUUUGCUAGUUUCCCUCCAUGGUCAACUGGUCCAGCCUUGAUCUUGGUAGGUUCCAUGAUGACCUCUAGCGUCCGCAACAUCAACUGGGACUAUCCUGGAGACGCCAUCCCAGCCUUCAUCACUAUGGCCGUCAUGCCAUUUACCUACUCAAUUGCUUACGGUGUCAUUGGCGGUAUAUGUGCAUAUAUCAUCAUUAACGGUGCUGUUUAUGUGAUGGAUAAGGGAUCAGGUGGUCGUAUUCGCCCCGAUUACUCACAGCGUGAAAACUGGUGGACUGCUGUCCUCAGUCGAUCGUUCACUCCUACAUGGAUUCAAUUCAUCAUUGCCAAAAUUAGAGGAAGAGAAUUCGAUUGGCAUCAAGACGAGUAUGAAUUUGAAGACGAUGAUGAUUUGGCUUCUAGACGUCAUCCAAUGAGUGAAGAAGCCCCUACGGUUGUGAUUGGAGCAGAUAAUGGCUCCGGCAUAGAAACUAUCUCAAUGAACAAUAAUAGAAAACUUUAAAUAAAAC
Messenger RNA from Rhizopus microsporus ATCC 52813, 1790 nucleotides. Its product is annotated as purine transporter. The transcript is spliced from 3 exons. Gene Ontology annotation, molecular function: purine nucleobase transmembrane transporter activity. The coding region runs from base 29 to 1783 and encodes 584 amino acids. Gene Ontology annotation, biological process: transmembrane transport. NCBI's taxonomy places the organism in Eukaryota, Fungi, Mucoromycota, Mucoromycetes, Mucorales, Rhizopodaceae. Gene Ontology annotation, cellular component: plasma membrane. The record is from RefSeq and is a predicted model, not a curated record.